Messenger RNA from Symbiodinium necroappetens, 194 nucleotides. The record is from the annotation of a GenBank genome assembly. NCBI's taxonomy places the organism in Eukaryota, Dinophyceae, Suessiales, Symbiodiniaceae.
AUGGCCUUGAAUGGUACUGGCAGCUCCAUGGCGUUUGCCAUCGCUCCAGUGACCGCAGUUCGCCCGAGCGUGCCUGCCCAGGCGGAAACGAAGACCGCGCCGGGGAAGAUCUCGCAAAGCUCCCUUCCUGUUGCCUGCGCUGGCCUCAUGGUCCCUGUGCUGGGCUCCGUACGACGCGGCAAGAAUGGCAAGAA